GAAUAAACACGCCUACGCUCCGGCUUCGUGUCCUGUGUCUCCUGGGUCGAGCACAGCCUUCUGGUCCAGCGCUGCAUGCGGCCUCAGGACCACGUCUUCCGGUUGGGGGCUCCCAGUAAAGUGAUCCUCAGCUUUUUCAGCAGCCAGUGGCCAGUGAGAGCACUGACACGGCUCCCGGGACCUCGGCAGGAUGGAAGAGAAGCUGAAGAAAACCAAGAUCAUCUUUGUGGUGGGCGGGCCUGGCUCAGGGAAGGGCACCCAGUGUGAGAAGAUCGUGCAGAAGUAUGGCUACACCCACCUCUCCACCGGGGACCUCCUGCGGGCCGAGGUCAGCUCAGGCUCGGCCAGGGGCAAGAAACUGUCGGAAAUCAUGGAGAAGGGGCAGCUGGUUCCGCUGGAGACAGUGUUGGACAUGCUCCGGGAUGCCAUGGUGGCCAAAGUCGAUACUUCCAAAGGCUUCCUUAUUGAUGGCUACCCGCGGGAGGUGCAGCAAGGAGAAGAGUUUGAGCGACGGAUUGGACAGCCCACACUGCUGCUGUAUGUGGACGCAGGCCCUGAGACCAUGACCCAGCGGCUCUUGAAACGUGGAGAGACCAGCGGGCGUGUGGACGACAAUGAGGAGACCAUCAAAAAGCGGCUGGAGACCUAUUACAAGGCCACAGAACCCGUCAUCGCCUUCUAUGAGAAACGUGGCAUUGUGCGCAAGGUCAAUGCCGAGGGCUCCGUGGACAGUGUCUUCUCCCAGGUCUGCACCCACCUGGACGCCCUAAAGUAGCAACGCUGGAGCUGCUUCCCCAGCUCAGAGCCCCGUCCCACCCCUGUCCUGAUUCGAGGUCCUCCUGGCCUGAGUGCAGCGCCUCCACCCUGCCCGGCUGAGCACAGACGGAGGAAGCCGCUUAUCCUGUUUUCAUGGACAGCUGAGCACUAAAGGAAUUUCUAAGGACAUUUGGUUUUACUGCUUUUUCUCUGCUUCCAGUUGGAGUUGAUUCAUGUGCUUGUGCCCACCUGGCCGGGAGUCCCCAGCCCCUCAACUCUCCGUUCCUCCUCAGCCUCCCUUUGCCAGCCACCCCUCCUCUAGCUCUGGUGGGAGGCCCAGGGCCCUUCCUCGCACAGGGCAUGUCUGGCCUGAGGACCUGGCGCUGAGUGGCAGGGCCCCUGCUCGGAGGGGCUCGUGUUCAGGCAGAACCAGUCCCAGCCUGGGCUCCUCUGCAUCUCGCUCUGUGGCCUUGGCCCUGACCCCCAUUGCUCUGAGCAUAUGUUCCAUGCCAGGGCCUGGACUGCACAGGCAGCAAGGUCAUGGGCUGAGUGGGGCUUCUUGGGCAGUUGGGGCGGCCCACGCCAGCCGGCCCAGUGGGCAGUGAACUGGCUUCCUUGACGCAAGAGGCUCUGAGGGUCUGAAAAGGGCAUCUCAAUGGCAUGGGUGGGUGGGGAGUCAUGUCACUGAAAUUGAAUGGGGGAGGCCCAACAAGGUGACUCGUGCCUGUAAUCCCAGCACUUUGGGAAGCUGAGGCAGGAGGAUCACCUGAGAUCAGGAGUUCGACAGCAGCCUGGCCAACAUGGCAAAACCCCCUAUCUACUAAAAAUACAAAAAUUAGCCGGGCAUGGUGGCAUGUGCCUGUAUUCCUAGCUCCUCAUGAGGCUGAGGCAGGAGAAUCACUUGAACCCGAGAGGUGGAGGUUGCAGUGAGCCAAGAUUGCGCCACUGCACUCCAGCCUGGGUGACAGAGCGAGACCCCAUCUCAAAAAAAAAAAGAAAGAAAAAUUGAACUGGGGGGGUCAUGGUCAGGGGUGAGACCUGAAGGACCUCCCCCUGUGUGGCCCUGGACUCAGCCCACCCUCUCUGAGCCGUUUCCAAUUCUAAAACAGACUCAAUGUCCCCUCACUCCCACCUCAAGGUCAGGAUGAGAACACACUGAGUGAGGAGUGUACGCUGUCCAUUGCCACGGCCAUGAGGGCUGGAGACCAGAACAGCCAGGCCCGAAGCGUGCAGGGCCCCGGAUGACUGGGGGACACCCCAGAAUCCCCUGGGGAGAACCCUUCCUGCGCGCUUUCAUUUUUUGACCUCAUCACUGAGAAAGGCUCAAUUUGGUGCUCAUGUGUCCUUAACACCUGAUCUGGCCCAAGAUGGGCUCCCUUUAAAGCCAAGAGAGCCUCUGUGGACCCCGCCUGCCCGAAUGAAAUCCGAACAGUUGGGGCUGUUCAUGGCAAGUGGGGCUGGUUUUUCAUUACCGUUGGUUAUUUAAAGUUUCCUUUAAAAUAAACGAUUUUAAGUUA
Nomascus leucogenys (northern white-cheeked gibbon) is the source of this 2273-nucleotide messenger RNA. RefSeq names its product adenylate kinase 1 (gene AK1). Lineage: Eukaryota; Metazoa; Chordata; Mammalia; Primates; Hylobatidae. The record is from RefSeq and is a predicted model, not a curated record. Gene Ontology annotation, cellular component: cytoplasm; cytosol. Gene Ontology annotation, biological process: nucleoside triphosphate biosynthetic process; ATP metabolic process. Gene Ontology annotation, molecular function: ATP binding; AMP kinase activity; nucleoside diphosphate kinase activity.